Messenger RNA from Ailuropoda melanoleuca (giant panda), 2723 nucleotides. RefSeq names its product meiotic nuclear divisions 1 (gene MND1). Gene Ontology annotation, cellular component: nucleus. Gene Ontology annotation, molecular function: double-stranded DNA binding. The transcript has 8 exons. The coding region runs from base 504 to 1103 and encodes 199 amino acids. NCBI's taxonomy places the organism in Eukaryota, Metazoa, Chordata, Mammalia, Carnivora, Ursidae. Gene Ontology annotation, biological process: reciprocal meiotic recombination. The record is from RefSeq and is a predicted model, not a curated record.
GCUAAGGCCAAGGUCCCAGGUCUCGAGCCUCCCCAGUCUCCGGGCCGCAGGGCCCCUCGGCAGCGUGGGGCCCCGGGGGGCUUCCGGGGCUUGGCUCCCCCGGAGGGGCCGCCGGCUCGACGCGGCCCGAUCCCAGAGGCUGGGGCGCGUGCGGCGCAGGGCCCACGACCCCUGCGCCCCCGGGCCCUUCCGCCCCGCCGCACCCCGCGCUGUCCUCGGAGCACACCCGAGGAGCGUUCGUGAACGUGACCGGGUGUGUCUCACAAACUUAGUGACCGGUCAGAGCACGAGCCCCUUCAGAACCAGAGCCCCAGGCUCCCGGGAUUCGGCCUCCAAAGCUGCAGCCUCUUAGGAAGAACCGGGAAGGGUGUGAGCGAGACGGACCGGCGCCUUGGAUCCUAAUGGCUCUUGUUUUUCGACGAUUGAGGGGUGCCAUGUACUGUAAUUUGUGGAGCACGUUUCUGAAUGGCUCACGAUUUCAGAAGUAACCUAGAGAGUCUUUUAUGCCAUCAAAGAAAAAAGGACUGAGUGCAGAGGAGAAGAGAGCCCGCAUGAUGGAAAUAUUUUUUGAGACGAAAGAUGUGUUUCAACUAAAAGACAUGGAGAAGAUUGCUCCCAAAGAGAAAGGCAUUACUGCUAUGUCAGUGAAAGAAGUCCUUCAAAGCUUAGUUGACGAUGGGAUGGUUGACUGUGAGAGGAUUGGAACAUCUAAUUAUUACUGGGCUUUUCCAAGUAAAGCUCUUCAUGCGAGGAAACGCAAGUUGGAGGUUCUGGAAUCUCAGUUAUCUGAGGGAAACCAAAAGCAUGCAAGUCUACAGAAAAGCAUUGAGAAAGCUAAAAUUGGCCGACAUGAAACGGAAGAACGAACCAUGCUAGCAAAAGAGCUGUCUUCACUUCGAGACCAAAGGGAACAGCUGAAGACAGAAGUAGAAAAAUACAAAGAAUGUGACCCACAAGUUGUGGAAGAAAUACGUCAAGCAAAUAAAGUAGCCAAAGAAGCUGCUAACAGAUGGACCGCAUCUUUACCAGGAGUAGAGUCCAUCACAAGAAAUCACUUUCUUUGCUCAUCCAUGAGAAGCAACUCCUCAUCUCUUCAAAUUUGAUCCUGAGAUUGCAGCAGUUCAGUUCUGUUCAGGCCCCACCUUGAAUUCCAGCUCUCUCGCUAUUCCCACCACAUCUGCAGUUACUUCCUCCGCUGAAGUCUUGAGCUCCUCACCGUCAUCUUUGAGUUGGAACCAACUUCUUCCAAAUUUGUUAAUGUUGAUAUGCAGACCUCUUCCCAUGAAUCCUGGAUGUUCUUAAUAGCAUCUUGAAUGGUGAAUCCUUUCCAGAAAGUUUUUCAUUUACUUUGCUCACAUCCAUCAGAGGACUCACUGUCUAUGGCUGCUAUAGCCUUAUGCAGUGUAUUUCUUAAAUAAAGGGAAUGCUGUGGCUGGUUUGAUCCUCUUUCCAGACCACUCUGACUUUCUCCAUAUCAGCAACGAGGCCGUUUCCCUUUCUUACCAUUUGUGUGUUCACUGGAGUAGCACUUGCUGUUUCUUUCAAGAACUCUUUCUUUGCACUCACAACUUGUCUAGCACAAGGGGCCUAGUUUUCAGCCUGUUUUGGCUUUUGACGUGCCUUCCUCACCAAGCUUCAUCAUUUCUAGCUAUUGAUUUAAAGUGAGGGAUGUGCAACUCUUCCUUUCACCUGAACACUUAGAGGCUGUUGUUGGGUUUAUUCAUUGGCCUAAUUUCAAUGUUGUUGUGUCUCAGGAAAUAGGGAGGCCUGAGGGGAGGUACGGAGAUGGGGGAACAGCCAGCUGGUGAGACAAACACACAAAACAUUUAUUAAGUAUGCUGUCUUAUAUAGGUGCAGUUCGUGGUGCCCCCAAACAGUAUAAUAGUAGCAUCAAAGGUCUCCAGAACAAAUCUAAUAAUAUUAAUGAAAGACUUUCAAAUACGUGAAAAUUACCAAAAUGUGACAUAAAUAUAUGAAGUGAGCAAAUGCUAUUAGAAGAAUGGUGCCAAUAGACUUCCUCAACACAUGGUGGCCACAAACCUGCAAUAUGUAAAAACUGCACUAUCUUCAAAAUACAAUAAAGUGAAGUACAAUAAAUGAGAUUAGAUAUUUAGAUUCUUUUUAUUUUUUCUUUUAUUACAUUGGAAUAAAGAUUUAAUCAUAAAUCUUUGUACACAAUUUAUUUUGUUUCUCUGGGAUAAAUUCCUAUAAGUAGACAUAACACUUCAGUGGCAAAAUGCAUUUUAAAUUUCCCUGUAGAGGACACGAAGGAUGCAUCUGCUCCUAUCUUAGUCUGAAAAUAGGGAACUACCUUCUGUUCUCCUCUCCCCUUCUCCCUCACACUGGCCUGAUUAUCUGGAAACCAUUAUCAUCUGUGGGGAAGGGAAGAAGGUCUGGAGAGAAUGUGUACCCUUUGGGAACAGGAGCAAUUGUAAUUCCUGAGGUAAGAGUGUUGGCCUCUGCUGUGAAAAUGUGGAAGAAACACCAUUGUUAGCCUUUCCCUGUUUUUGGAUUAUUCUUAAGUCAGGUAUUUAGUGGCGACUGAUUUGCUGAAUUUUUAAAUAUGAGAUCUGGUUGCUCAAAGUACUAAAGUAUUUUCUUUCUUCGGAAAUGAAUUGCCAUUACUUUUGAAAAUAAAGCAUACUUCUUAUGUUGAUACUUCUGAAAGUAAUAGAAGUAACAAAAAUGAAUAUAAUUAUAUUUGACAUGUUUAUGAUUGUGUU